Pyricularia oryzae 70-15 is the source of this 1826-nucleotide messenger RNA. RefSeq lists its product as uncharacterized. Lineage: Eukaryota; Fungi; Ascomycota; Sordariomycetes; Magnaporthales; Pyriculariaceae. The record is from RefSeq and is a predicted model, not a curated record. The transcript has 4 exons. Bases 115 to 1815 code for a protein of 566 amino acids.
AAAAGCGUCAAGAAACCGGACAAAGAUCUGAAAAACGCAUUCUCCUCAGCUGUCGGAGAAGAAAGGGAAGUAUUGGAGGAACUCCUGGCUGCCAUUAGUGUUGAUCAGGCCAAAAUGGACGCCUCAAACCGACUUGAUCAGGGACAAAAGCUUGUGCAGGAUGAACAAGACAAUUUUGUCCUCGCCAAAGCCACAGGAUCGGCCUCUGAAUGUGGAUGUUGCUUUGAGGAGUUCGCGAGCAAUCGAAUGGUAUACUGCAACAGCCUAGAGCCGCACUUCUUUUGUCGGCGAUGCUUCACAUCUGAGGCGGAAAGGCUAGUAGGGCUCAAUAAAUUCAAAAUUGAAUGCAUGUCCAUGGAUGGAGAUUGCCGCAUGGGAUUUUCCAGAACUCAGAUCUUGCAGCUUGACAGCAAGCUUCGAUUUGCCUUGGAGAGGCUCGAACAAGAUGAGGCUAUCCGCAGUGCAGGGCUCGAAAACCUGGAGACAUGCCCGUUCUGUCCGUAUGCGGAAGAAUAUCCUCCCGUCGAGCUGGAUAAAGAGUUUCGCUGCAGAAAUCCCGAUUGCGGAAUUACCAGCUGUCGGAGUUGUCGGCUCGAGACUCACAUACCCAAGACCUGCGCAGAGGCGGCAGACGAUAAUGCUAAAGACGAUAGUAUCUCGGCUCGGCAUGCCAUCGAAGAGGCGAUGUCUGCAGCAAUGAUUCGUAAUUGCAACAAAUGCAAGACGCCAUUCAUCAAGGAGCUUGGCUGUAACAAGAUGACAUGUACCAAGCCGAGUUGCGGCAACGUGCAAUGUUAUGUUUGUCACAAAUCGUGCCUGUAUGAUCAUUUUGACAGUAGGGCCCACGGUGGCAAGCCUGGAAACUGUCCUUUAUUCGAUCAAAGUGUUGAGAAACGGCAUGAGGAUGAAGUCUCAGCAGCCGAGGAGCUGGCUCGCCAGGCUGCCAUCGUCGCAAACCCGCAACUAGAUAGCGAUGUGCUCAAGAUAAAGUUCUCCUUCCAGCUGGAUGAAGAAGAGAAGAAACGAAAGUUCGCGCUGGGUCUUCAACGCCAUGGAGUCGAUGCUCUCCAGCUUGAACGCCGGGCCAGGUUUGAAGAGCAAAGACGAAGAUGGGAACAGGGACGCCUAGAAGCUCAGCAACGAAAUUUACAGCGCAACGGAGGCGCCCAUCAGCAAAGAGUCAUCGCCCACACAAUCCCUCACUCGGUUCAGCAGCCUUUAAACCCGAACUUGGCCUUGGGAGCGUCAUUUCCAGCACGACAGUCGAUUGUGCCAGCUCUGCCAUUGCAGCUCGCACAGCCUCUCCCAGCCCGGAAUGCUCCUGAUCAGCAGCUCCAGAUCUAUCCACCAAUUCCACAAGGGCAAAAUGAACAACUUGUGUUCCAUCCAUGGGCUUUUCAAAAUUACGGAGUCCUCCCAGCUAUGCCUAUACCACAACCAGCGCCAGCGGCACUCCAGCACUAUGGCGCUGCGUUCGAUCUCCAGUCGCGAUGGCAGGCUAUACCAGGCCCCAACCCUAUUGACAACCAGAUGGCACCAAGGCAAGGUUUAGGUUGGAAAUGGAACUACUCUCAGCAUACUCCCGGCGCCGAAGACUUGGAAGUACAUCAACAACAACAACAGUGGCCUGAUCAACAAGACCAGUCACUGGUCCCUAAGAUGGACGCAUUCCAUAUACCAGGCCAAUCCCUACUAGCGCAGGGCUUACCCAUCUUUGGUCAACAUGGUCAGCAAAAUGAGGCAUCAUCUAGGCUCGGUUCUAAGCAAAACCCGAUCGACCUCGACGCAGGAACUGACCAUCGUGAGCAAACAUAACAAGCAGGCCU